AUGAGUGACACCGGUAGCGACACAGAAGCGACCGAGCACACUGCACUCAUGGAUGGCCACAUAGCUGAAGCCCGACCCGAUAGGGAGAUCGCUGAACGGAUUGCUAGGAAACGAAAGACAAAAUCCGAAACACAGCGUAGCUAUGGUAGCGUCGAAGCUUCGCAAAGUUCAAGAUCAGGUGCAGUGGGCGGUUCAGGUCAAAACCCCCGCGAAGCAACAGUGGAACCUCAGAUUGAGGAGCUGGAGUUGAAGUAUGGAGCAAGACAUGUCAUCAAAUUGUUUGUUCCUGUUACCUUAUGUAUGAUAGUCGUUGUUGCCACUAUAUCGUCCAUCAGCUUCUAUUCAGUCAAAGAUGUGUAUUUGGCCUAUACACCGUUCCACGAAGAGAGUCCACAUGCUGUUACUAAAGUAUGGAAUGCUCUUGCCAACUCUAUGAUCUUGUUGAGUGUGAUAGCUCUGAUGACAGUGUUGCUCAUUGUUCUGUACAAGAAGAGAUGUUACAAAGUCAUCCACGGCUGGCUCAUUCUAUCAUCUCUGAUGCUACUCUUCUUAUUCUCAUACUUGUAUAUAGAAGAAGCAUUAAGGGCGUAUAAUAUACCUAUGGAUUAUAUAACAUUAGCAUUUGUAAUGUGGAACUUUGGUGUGAUGGGGAUGAUAGUAAUACAUUGGAAAGGUCCAUUGCGUCUCCAACAGGCAUAUUUAAUAUUCAUAGCAGCUUUGAUGGCUUUGGUAUUCAUUAAAUAUAUGCCAGAAUGGACAACAUGGGCUGUGCUUGCUGUCAUUUCUAUUUGGGAUUUGAUAGCAGUGUUAACACCAAAAGGACCACUAAGAAUAUUAGUGGAGACAGCUCAAGAGAGGAAUGAGUCUAUAUUCCCUGCUUUAAUAUAUUCGUCGACGGUGAUGUACUGCCUGGCGGCGACGGGCACUGAAGGUGAGAGGCCGCGCGAGCUGCGCCCGCUCAACCCGCGUGACCACGGAUCGCGGGAAGGCGGGUCGAGUGGGAGUGCGGAGGGUGGUGGGAGCGGCGAGGGAGGCAGAGGGGCUGGUGGAGAGGGCGAAGGGGGUUUCGAUGAGGCAUGGAGAGCGCGUGCGGCGGGGGCGGGGGCAACAGGAAGAGUGGGGGGAGCGGCCCCACGGCGCCUGCGUGUGGAUGGAACCGCGCCUGCGCAGUAUGUUACACGUGUCGAACGCGCGCCUCAACACCAAGACAACGAGGAGAAGGGUGUUAAGCUAGGAUUGGGAGAUUUCAUUUUUUACAGUGUACUAGUAGGUAAAGCUAGUUCAUAUGGAGACUGGAACACCACACUUGCCUGUUUUGUAGCCAUACUUAUUGGCCUCUGUUUAACUCUGCUGCUGUUAGCGAUAUUCAAGAAAGCACUGCCUGCUCUUCCCAUAUCAAUAACCUUUGGUCUUAUUUUCUACUUCGCUACGCGUUGCGUCGUUAAACCGUUCGCGGACGCACUGGCGGCUGACCAAGUCUUUAUUUAAUAGCUGAUACACUACGUUAAUUUUUUUAAAUAUAAAAAUGUUGCCACAGUAAAAAAACUACUCAGUAUUCUGUAAUUUGUUGUCUUUAUGGAUGGAGGUUUGUCAUAAAAUUUAAAAGUAUACUGGUUAUAAAUGUAUAUAAUUUAUAAAAAAAGGUAAUAUUAAAA
Melitaea cinxia (Glanville fritillary) is the source of this 1655-nucleotide messenger RNA. It is a transcript of the gene Psn, whose product is annotated as presenilin-1. The transcript has 9 exons. The record is from RefSeq and is a predicted model, not a curated record. Gene Ontology annotation, biological process: Notch receptor processing; protein processing; calcium ion transport. Gene Ontology annotation, cellular component: membrane raft; nucleus; neuromuscular junction. NCBI's taxonomy places the organism in Eukaryota, Metazoa, Arthropoda, Insecta, Lepidoptera, Nymphalidae. Gene Ontology annotation, molecular function: aspartic endopeptidase activity, intramembrane cleaving. The coding region runs from base 1 to 1488 and encodes 495 amino acids.